AUGACGUUUGUAAAACGUCAUCCAGCAGAUAUCCAUGGCAUUUCCGCGGCCGGUCUCGUUCUUCUCCUCUGCCGCGUUGGUAUUGGGGACAAGAGUCGGGUAAGCAUACGCCCCCCAGGUGCUUUCAAGUACCAGGCCGGGUCAUAACAGUUAACACUACGAAUUCAUCUAGCUGCAGGAAACGGUCGCGUUCCCUCGUGCUUUAUUGGGACCCUGUAAGAUUCCUUAGGUUUGCCGUUAAUCUGAAUGGAAUAAACCAGAGAAGGAAACUGGAUCUAUUUUUACGAUUUCCAAACACUGCGAUUUCUGUCGUUUUAUUUGGACGGUUUACAGGAGAAUCAUAAGUGAUUUUGACUACAACCCUGCAUCACAUUCACACAUAGUGGGUUGUGGUCUUUUUCAGUCGAUGGAGCCAAACCUGAUUCCUAUUUUCCAUGUGUAGGCGAAUAAAGGCCAAGUACACUUUUCUAAUAAUUUUUUGUUUUGUGUGAAUUAACCUGUUUCGGGAAGAAGCUUAAAAUAAAGAGAUUCGAUAGCAAGAAGAAGUUCAUUCACGUGACUUCCCGGAUUUUCACUUGAACCCAUCAACAAAGGCAGUCGCGACUAUUGGUAAGGAACAAACCGCAACACCUGUGUGCUCAUUACCCUUACUUGCUUCUGUUUUCGAUGAUGGGUUUAAGUGGAAAUCCGGCAGGUCGUGUGGAUAGACUUGUUCCGGUGACUGUAUCCCCUCCUGCUCCUCCUCUGGUUAUCAGCAUCAUCACCAUCAGCAUCAUCAUCAUCAUCAGCAGCAGCAUCAUCAUCAUCAUCAUCGCCACCCUCAAUCUUUCUCGUUUUUUUCCCUGUCUUUUAUUUCUAAUCGAAAAAAACGUUUGAGCUACAAAACGAUCACCAGUCCCAGAUUUGCCGUCUUCACUCAUUAAAAGGGAGUUUCAGAACAGCUAUCUCUCUCGUUAACUUUGAAGUUGAAGACACUACUAAAGAUAGAAGCGAACAGGCGAGUUCCAGGUAGCAGUUCAAAAGAUGAAGAUGCGAUCACCGGAACAAGAAAUUUAUUUGCCUGACGUUUCGGAUCCUUACUCGAAUCCAUCAUCAGAGACAUCAGCAGAUAAAGGUGAUUGUGGCACCAGGAGUGCAGUAUUUAUAGCACGUGGCUGCCGUGGGACCGCAUGCGCACUGCAAUUAACAGUUCUCUUAAUCACCGCUGGGGCCGUAAUUGAUGCGGUGGUGGCUUGUCGGUCCGAGUCCGAGUCGUUAAUUGCCGCGAUUUCGUCAUCCGUGCUGGAUGCUGGUGUGACGGUUGCUCGGCAAACUGGCUCACUGUCACCGUGAUGAUUGCUCGCCCACGCCCUCCCCACGUGACUGAUUCUCCUGCCCAGGGAAAAUCGCAGUACGCUAUAUAGGGUACCGGGAGGUCAUUGUGCUUGUUGAUGGAUUGCGGGCCUGAGAACCAUGACUCGAGCAGCUCGCGGCUCACGCGGUUGUCAUCCCUUGCGAGGAUUUCGGCCUCUUGAAAUUUGAAAAUAUGGCCGGGUCCCGUCGAGUGUGCCGCCACUUGAGAGUUAGCGUCUCCCCGCCUCACUGCUGCUGCAUGCUCGGCAAUUCGCGUACGGAGUAAUCUCCCAGUUUCUCCGACAUAAUUGCUUUGUCCGCAACUACACCAGAUCCGGUAAAUGACUCCAAACGCCGCCACUUGAGAGUUAGCGUCUCCCCGCCUCACUGCUGCUGCAUGCUCGGCAAUUCGCGUACGGAGUAAUCUCCCAGUUUCUCCGACAUAAUUGCUUUGUCCGCAACUACACCAGAUCCGGUAAAUGACUCCAAACGUGUCCUGCCGUGGCAGCGGGUCUUUUGGCCUCACGACUUGGCGCCUAAUGGUUGCUUCCGGCCUGUGUGCAACCCCAACUCCAAGUGGAGUGAGAAGACGACUGACGGCUUCCGAGACGUUCUUCACGUACGGAAGAGCCCGCCGAACUUUGGGUCCGGUUGGAUUUGGUCUCUGGUGUCCUUUUCGUAUGCACUGGUUGACAAAGCUGCGCGGGUAACCAUUGGCUCUCAUUACCCGUCGAAGAUAUUGUAGUUCAGCAACCUUGUCUUCCAUUUCACUGCAGUGCGUCUCAACGCCCCGGUAUAGCGCCCUUACGCAAAUGCGUUUGUGACUGAUCGGGUGGUUGCUAUUGAAGUUCAGUAUUUGCGUCGUAUAUGUCGCUUUCCUGAACACUUUGUUUUUUAGACCACCACAAUCUUUGCGGCAGACGAGGACAUCCAGGAAGGCCAGCUGAUUGUUUUCCUCCUCCUCCAUCGUAAAUUCGAUGUCCGGGAAGACGGCGUUGAGUUGUUCUUUGAACGUCAGCACCUGAUCCCGUUCGAUGACUACGAAGGUGUCAUCCACAUACCGAGCCCAAAAUUUCGGUCUGUGGUGUCGGAAAACCAGCGACUCCAGCCGUUGUAG
Messenger RNA from Spirometra erinaceieuropaei, 2449 nucleotides. NCBI's taxonomy places the organism in Eukaryota, Metazoa, Platyhelminthes, Cestoda, Diphyllobothriidea, Diphyllobothriidae. The record is from the annotation of a GenBank genome assembly.